CAGCCGCAGUCGCAGCAGCAGCAAAAAGAAGAACGACAGACAGCCGCAACGAUAACAACAACAACAACAACAGCAGCAGCUAGAAGAGGCUACGACACUUCCAAUUGUUAUUUUUUAUUCACAAAUAAUAAAUCAAACACGAUGGCGUACGACUUAAAAAAGGAAUCUGAUGUUAAGGAAUACGUUGAGAAAUUGGGCGUUGAAUAUCGCUUCGGUUGUUACUCGGAAAAGAAACCGGAAGUCUGCCAUCUGCUGGGCGAUUAUCUGGAGGGCAUCAAGAAGGACUUCGAGAAGGCAUCGAAGGUGUACAAAUCGACAUGUGAUGAUUAUGGCUAUGCCAAGUCGUGUUACAAAUAUGGCAACUAUAGCUUUCUGGGCAAGGGCAAAUCGGGCAGCAAAGGCGAACCGCGUGUCGCCUAUCAAUACUAUGAGAAGGGUUGUAAUCUGAACGAUUCGGAUGCUUGUUUGCACUCGGGUCUGUUGCUCGUCUCACGCUCCAUGCCUAAAGAGAUCGAUCGUGAUGUGCCCAAGGGCCUGCAAUUUCUGACCAAGAGCUGUGACAUGAACAAUGCCACCGCUUGCUUCUAUUUGUCGGGCAUGCACAUUUCGGGUGUGCAAAAGAAACCGGAGGAUGCAGCGACAGCAACAAGCACAACGACAACAGCAGCGGCGGCGGGGGGUAAAGCGGCUGGGGUCAAGGACACCGAUUACAUUGUGCUGAAGGACAUGAAGAAGGCAUUUCAAUUUGCGUACAAAGCGUGCGAGUUGCGCAACAUGUACGCGUGUGCCAAUCUCAGUCAGAUGUAUGCUCGUGGCGAUGGCAUCGAGAAGAACGAGAAGGAGGCGGAGAAGUACAAGAAGUUGGCGCUCGAGAUGCAGGACGAGGUGAAGAAGCAACAGGAGACGCUCGGCUUUCAACAGGGCGUCGGCAUGCCCAAUUGACGAUGAUCAAUCCCAGCGAAAAAACCAAAACAAAAAAACCAUCCAACUAUAUAUUUUACUUUAUAUGUAGAGUUAUCUUCUGACCCCCCUCCCCCCCCCCCACACACACACACACAAACACACUUUCAAUGCUCCAUUGUCAUUGCUAUCCACAUAUACGAUACUUUUGUUUUAGAUCAAUUUUCUGUUUCAGUUUUUUUUUUCUUGUAAUCCUAACUAUUUGCUAUCUUAACUUAUAAGUGGGGUUAUUGUUAUAUGUGUAUAUACAAAAAAAAAAUCAGCAUUUGCGUUUUCGGCAUGUGUGUGAAAGAAAGCGAGUGAGAGCGAAAGCGAUACAGAAAGAAAGAAAGAGAGAGAGAGAGCGACUACGUUCGAGGAAGAUAAUGAAAAUUCUUAGUUUUAAUUGUUAAAGUUAAUCACAACAGCAAGCCGGCACAACAUCCCUAUAAUAAUCCUUAAAUAUUCCUACUCCCCGCCCCCCAUCCCUCGUUGACACCUUACAUUAAAGACGAAAAAGAAACAAACUCAAAAUGCC
Molecule: messenger RNA, 1477 nt
Organism: Drosophila albomicans
Lineage: Eukaryota; Metazoa; Arthropoda; Insecta; Diptera; Drosophilidae
Gene: Coa7
Product: cytochrome c oxidase assembly factor 7 homolog
Exons: 3
Coding region: 142-942 (266 amino acids)
Cellular component (GO): mitochondrial intermembrane space
Molecular function (GO): protein binding
Source: RefSeq, a predicted model, not a curated record